Molecule: messenger RNA, 2452 nt
Organism: Scleropages formosus (Asian bonytongue)
Lineage: Eukaryota; Metazoa; Chordata; Actinopteri; Osteoglossiformes; Osteoglossidae
Gene: foxj1b
Product: forkhead box J1b
Exons: 2
Coding region: 1082-2452 (456 amino acids)
Biological process (GO): regulation of transcription by RNA polymerase II
Cellular component (GO): nucleus
Molecular function (GO): RNA polymerase II cis-regulatory region sequence-specific DNA binding; DNA-binding transcription factor activity, RNA polymerase II-specific
Source: RefSeq, a predicted model, not a curated record
AGAAACCGUUAACACUGUGAAACUAAGUGCAUCAUCUAUUUGUCAUUUAUAGGCGCAUAUACGGUAAAUGGAGUUGUCAUGUGGACUGUAUUUUUAAAGUAGAUGCACGGAAAUUCUGUCUUCGUUUUUCGUGCCACGCAGUGUGUUUUUGACACUCCCUGGGGGGUUCGAGACGCUCUAGAAAAUAGAAAGCCGAAACCUGGAUACCAUAUUAGCCAAUCAACGGUGCGCGAUGUGUUUAAAGGUCCACUAAAAUACAGCGCAUUCGCCAAGAGAAGGAGGAACUGUCCACAUGGACUCUUGCCGGCAGCCGGUCACUGUUCGUGUGUUCUUCAGCGUGAUUGUUUUAGAAAAUGCUCGUUUCAGCCGCGCAGUUAAGUAAGAGGACAUUAAAAGCAUUCGUUAUGGUGCAGAACGAUCAGCUCCUUUAGAAGGGCUUGGACCGCACCGGUCCACUUGUUGCACAUCGGCGACUUUGCAGCACGCAGGCUGCUGAGAGCGAAGGACUUCGAUAACAGCAACAGGUUGGAGCAUCACACUGCUGAGCCCCGAGGAGCGAUGUAGCUCCUGCGACCUUCGUUCAUUUUCUAAACGGGACAUUGAACUUGUUGAAUUUAACAAAUUUAUUAUUUUUUUUUCUUCAAACGUCGACUAGAAGUAACUAAUGAUACAAGCAACUGCGAGUUCAUUAAUUUUAAAUGUGAACUGUGAUGCGUUCGUUGUGAUGCACGAAUCGCCCUACAUAUAAUACAUUGCACCGGAGUAACCAGUAAUAAUCCGCGUACUGACCAACUAUUGUGCAGCUCUCGUCUUUACAGUCGCAUUGCUGUAGGCUAGCUGUGACAGCGGCAACAGUUGAUCUGGUUAAACCAGUGGUUUAUUUUAAAAAGUAGUUCUUCAUAGUAAAUUUCAUCACUCUUACUAUUCACUAUUCUGAUCUGUUAGACGAAGGCUUAGAGGCAGCGGCCGCUGAAUUGCUGUAGUUGCGAGCGGUGUCACUUUGCUGCAAGAACGCUUCAUACGAAUAACCUUCAUUUGAACGGCACUGAAAUCAGCAUUUUGGCGCCGGCACGCGCUCACCAUGCCCGUGCUCACGAGCCCGGAGUUCGCCACCCAGUUCAAGGAGAAAUGGCUGAGGCUCCAUCCCGAGGACGAGGACAACGUGAGCGGCUCCGUCCACCUGGACGACAGCCUCACGAGCCUCCACUGGCUCCAGGACUUCUCGAUCCCGGGCGCGAACCUGGACCGACCCCCGAGCUCCUCCUGCCACUGCCAGUCGGAGCCCCAGGGCACCGGCUCGCCCGCCAGCCCGCCCGCCGGGGACACGGCCGCCACGGGCAUGAUGCCUCGCGGCCCGGGCACCCCGCUCGCGUGCGUCAGCGCCACCGCGUGCCUGAACUGGGGCCGGCGACGACGGGAGCAAGUGGCGGCGGCGCCCGAGAGCCCGGGCGAAGACACGGACUACAGGACGAACCCUCAGGUGAAGCCGCCUUAUUCCUACGCCACUCUUAUCUGCAUGGCCAUGCAGGCGAGCAAGGAGACGAAGAUCACCCUGUCGGCCAUCUACAGCUGGAUCACAGAGAACUUCUCCUACUACAGGCACGCGGAGCCCAGCUGGCAGAACUCAAUUCGUCACAACCUUUCGCUGAACAAAUGCUUCAGGAAGGUACCCAGGCAGAAGGACGAGCCUGGAAAAGGUGGCUUCUGGCAAAUCGAUCCUCAGUAUGCUGACAUGUUUGUCAACGGAGUCUUCAAACGCCGGCGAAUGCCUGCUACUCACUUCAGCACUAACAGGCAGAGCAAAACCUCAUCAGGUUUGGAUUCCUUGUAUAAUUCCACUGGAUUUGUGUACCAAAAUGGGCACCAGCCUGACUUUGGCCAUUUUGAGACAAAUCAGAGCCCCUACGGAGGGGUGGGUUUGGGCAACAAACGCAAGCAGGCUAUGCCAAAACGAAGUUCCAAGGUGGCAAGACGAGCAAAAGACCAGCUGCUGGUGCCUGAAGUGAAAGAAGUCGAUGUGCUCAGAGGGGAUUUUGACUGGAGCUCCUUGUUUGAUGACGUAUUCAGUGAGAGAGGCAGCAACUUUGAGGACCUGGAUAUCAAUGUGGCCCUGAGCUCGCUGGGGUGCGAAGUGGAUGUUUCCCUGCAAGGCCGGCCCCUGGGUGGCGUGGCGAAGUGGGGUGGCAGUGGGCUGGAGCAGGCCUACGGGUACAUGGAGGCUGGGGGUACUGUGGGAGAUUUGACCAGCAACCCGCUGCAGCAGCAGUACACCCCUGUGUUCCCACAACAUCAUGAAGAGAUGACCCUGUUUGCAGAGUCCAUGCGACACCCAUGGGAGGAGGUUAAAGAAGAGGUGCAGACCAUUCCUGUAACACUGGAGCAUGGAUUUUCUGUCUGUGAGGGAUUCUUCAGUGAGAUGCAAACCUGGGACAGGGCACAGUCUUACCUGUGA